UCUCGGCGCGUCCUCCGCGCUUCCCGCCGCCGCCGCCGCCGCCGCCGCCCCCGCGCGCGCCUCGCGGGUGCGGGAGGAUGAGCCGCAUCUACCGUGACGACGCGCUCCGCAACAAGCCCGUGCGGAGUGCGCGGCUGCCGGGCGCCUGGGCCCCAGCCGCCCACCAGCGGGGAAACGGCGUCCUGCUGGAGGGAGACCUGGUGGAUGUAUCUCGGCACAGCAUCUCGGAUGCUCAUGGCAGGAAGGAGCGCUACUACGUGCUGUAUAUCCGGCCCAGUUGCAUCCAUCGCCGGAAGUUCGACCCCAAGGGAAAUGAGAUCGAGCCCAACUUCAGCGCCACCAGGAAGGUGAACACAGGCUUCCUCAUGUCAUCCUACAAGGAGGAAGCCAAGGGGGACACCGACAGACUCACUCCCGAGGCGCUGAAGGGGCUGGUGAAUAAGCCGGAGCUGCUGGCGCUGACAGAGAGCCUCACCCCCGAGCAGACAGUGGCCUUCUGGAUGCUUGAGUCAGAGAUGGAGGCGAUGGAGCUGGAGCUGGGGGCCGGGGUACGGCUGAAAACUCGAGGCGACGGCCCCUUCCUGGAUUCAUUAGCCAAACUUGAGGCCGGAACAGUGACCAAGUGUAAUUUCGCGGGUGAUGGAAAGACGGGGGCGUCCUGGACAGACAACAUCAUGGCCAGAAAGUCUUCUGAGGGGGCUGCAGUGGAGAGCCGAGAGCAGGGGGACGGGGCGGAGGACGAGGAGUGGGACGACUGAGGUUAGGGAGAUGGAGUGCCUCCGGGGCCCGCCAGCACUAUUGAGGAUUUCUUCCAUCAACUUCCCCUCUGGAGCUGGAGGGGGCAGUCCGCCAAGCCUCAGCUGGUUCUUCCCUACAGCCGCGUGGAAUACCCUUUGAACAAGCUCUGCUAAAAUCGAAUCCAAGCCCAUGAUGUUGGCAGUGGGCCCCAUGCCGUGGCUCGUGGAGGGUCCCUCCCUGGAUGUGAGUCUAGCCUGCCUAGACACUUUCAUGAUGGCUCUUGCCCUGAGUGGCAGCCUUGUUUCUGGGGGCAGGUGGCAGGCAAGUCCCCAAGGCAAUCAGAGGAAUUGGCCUUGGUCUUGGUGCAGAAUCGGGGACUAUCCCUCAUCUGCAUGCAGAGUGGCUCAGAGGAGAACUUACCCAGCCUCCUUCCUCUGCUCUUGGUGUAUUUCCUGGUUUCCUUCCACCCCCGCCUGCUGCCCCGUGCUCCGCGUUGUGGCCUCUGCCCCUUUGCUCCAGCCUCCUUCCCCCAAGGCCGCUGGUUCUUUAUUCCUCCUCUGCUUCUCUGCCACCUGGGGGCUCCUGUCUCCUGACCUCCUUGGCUGCUCUCCUGGGGAUGCUGUUCUCAGGGAGCCUAGAGCCUUCCCAGGUGUGGCUGGGUCCCCGCCUCUCAGACUCACUCUUCCAGGCCACGUUUUUGAUAACACCUUUUUCGUUGUUGUUUUGUACCUUGAGAACUUUUUAUAAAUGAGUAAAUCUUCUGAAAAGAA
Messenger RNA from Equus caballus (horse), 1508 nucleotides. It is a transcript of the gene ARPIN, whose product is annotated as actin related protein 2/3 complex inhibitor. The record is from RefSeq and is a predicted model, not a curated record. Gene Ontology annotation, biological process: negative regulation of actin nucleation. Lineage: Eukaryota; Metazoa; Chordata; Mammalia; Perissodactyla; Equidae.